ACCUGGAGCUCCGACAUAGAAGAAAGAUAUGGGUGCGGUGCGUUUUAUUGGUAUAGUACAAGUUGUUUUCUGCUAUGCAUCAUAGGCCUGUAAGCCCGUAUCUUAUCUUCUCUCUUCCUUUAGACAUCUCAUUCAACCUCUCGCAAUUAUCAAAUUUCUCCCAAAAACUCUAUCCAAGAUUGGGUCUUUCGCUUUCAUUUCAUAUAUUAUCCAAGAUGAUCUCGACUGGCAGCAGAUGCCUUACUAAUUUUAGGCUUCAUCGGCUAAUGGGUAUUUUCGAUUCCGUUUCUUAUAGUAGUUCUACCAGUCACAGGCGAGAGGUAAAAGCAAUUCUGAUUCAUUCGAUAAUAUUGAUGAUGCUUUAGCUUCUUUCAAUUUGAUGCUUCAUAGUAAUCCCUCACCGCGUGUAUGGAAUCUAAUAAAUUAUUAUCUGCACUUUUCCGACUGAAACAUUAUGAUACUGUCAUUUCUUUGUACAAACAGAUGGAAUUGUCUAGAAUUUCUCUAGAUUCAUUCUAUUAGUAUUUUGACUAAUUGCUUUUGCCAUCUGGACCGCGUGGAUUUUGGGUUCUCUCUUAUGGGGAAAAUCUUCAAACUUGGUUUUCAGCCUAACAUUAUAAUGCUUAAUACGUUAAUCCAUGGGCUUUGUAAGGAGGAUGGAUUUGAUGAAGCUGUGGAAUUAUUUGAUGAAAUCGUUGCAAAAGGGUAUAAACCUAUUAUUUACACCUAUAAUUUGAUUGUGAUCGUCUGUGUAAAAUUGGGAAAACCAAUGUGGCCUUUGGUAUUCUAAGAAGAAUGCUCGAGGAAGGUUGUGAACCUAAUGUGGUAUCAUAUAGUGCCAUCAUUGACAGCCUUUGUAAGGAUAAAUUAGUUACUGAGGCAUUAGAGCUCUUCUUGAAAAUGAAGAGUGAAGGCAUCUUGCCGAGUGUUGUGACUUACAGCUCUUUAAUCCAUGGUCUUUGCAAGGCAGGCCGAUGGGAGGAAGCUUCUAUGCAGCUCAAUGAAAUGUUGGAAGCAAACAUCACUCCGGACUUACCUACAGUAUAUUGGUUGAUGAACUUUGUAAGUGUGGAAGGGUUAAAGGCUCAUGGCAUAGUCAAAUUGAUGAUCCAAAGAGAAAUAAAGCCUAAUGUUGUGACUUACAGCUCUUUAAUCCAUGGUCUGUGCAAGUCAGGGCAAUGGGAGGAAGCUUCUAUGCAGCUCAAUGAAAUGUUAGAAGCGGACAUUGCACCAAACUUAAUUACCUUCAAUAUAUUGGUUGAUUGGCUUUGUAAGGAAGGAAGGGUUUCAAAGACUCGUGGUAUAGUCAAAUUGGUGAUUCAGAGAGGAAUAAAGCCUAAUGUUGUGACUUACAGCUCUUUAAUCUAUGGUAUGUGCAAGUCAGGCCGAUGGGAAGAAGCUACUAUGCAGCUUAAUGAAACGUUGUAAGCAAACAUCACACCAAAUUUAUUUACCUUCAGUAUAUUGGUUGAUAGACUUUGUAAGGAAGGAAGGGUUUCAAAGGCUCAUGGUAUAGUCAAAUGGAUGAUUCAAAGAGGAAUAAAUCCUAAUGUUGUGACUUACAGCUCUUUGAUGGAUGGAUAUUGUCUACUCAACAAAAUGGAUGAAGUUAGAGAAAUUUCUGACAUGAUGCUAAGUAAGGGUUGUACACCUAAGGUUGUUACCUACAAUAUCUUGAUCAACGGUUACUGUAGGUGAAAAAGGAUAGAUGAGGCAUUGAGGCUUCUUGAUGAAAUGCCUGGCAAAGGAUUGAUCGCUAACAAUUUCACUUAUAAUUCUCUUAUGCAUGGCUUGUGUAAAGCAAAAGGUCCUCAGGCUGCAUAUAAGUUUUUCAAGAACUUGUGUGCCGUGGUAACUUGCUCAAUUUUGAUAGAUGGCUUCUGUAAGCAUGGGUGUCUAGAUAUGUCAUUGACCCGAUUUCAUGAAAUGCAAAAGAACUUAUUAAGACCUGAUCUUAUUGUCUAUAAUACUUUAAUUGAUUGUACGUUCAAAGUUGGAAAGCUUGAAGCUGCAAAGGAACUGUUUUCUAGGCUUUUCAUAGAAGGGUUGCAGCCUGAUGUUUGCUCAUACAAUAUAAUGAUCAUGAGACUUUGUAAAGAAGGAUUAUUAGAUGAAGCAUUCAAGAUUUUCAGAAAAAUGGAAGGGACUGGUUACUUUCCAGAUAAUUGCACAUAUAAUGUGAUUAUCCAAGGAUAUCUCCGAUACAAUGAUUCGUCCAUGGCCACACAACUUAUUGAUGAAAUGGUUGGCAAGGGUUUCUCUGCAGAUGCCACCACCAUGGAAUUGGUAAUAAAUUUAGUUAUCAACAAGCCUGAUGAUCUGCUUGCUCAAAAGCUGCUAAGCUGCUCUAAACGUGCUAAGGAUGUAAACUUGAAGUGAGAUUUUUUUUUUGAAAGGAACUUCAAGUGAGAUUUCAGGAUAAAACAAUUGUUAUACAGCGGCAACAGGUUUUAUUGUAUUUCAAGUUGUCACUCCAACUUGACUCAAGAACAUGCUCUAUUCUUUGCAAAUCAAACUUUAGAUGGUAGAAUUGAGUAUGCUGUGAUUUUAUAUAUUUGUAUCAGACUCCUGCAGCUUUCCUUGGCAAAUAAUAUCUAUUUACAUGUGCUAUAUACAUAAUAUAUUUUGGAAGCAGUUGAUCCAAUAAGUGGUUAUUUAGUAAGAGUUUACUUUCCUUCA
Messenger RNA from Jatropha curcas, 2679 nucleotides. Lineage: Eukaryota; Viridiplantae; Streptophyta; Magnoliopsida; Malpighiales; Euphorbiaceae. The record is from RefSeq and is a predicted model, not a curated record.